AUGGAGAUACGCUCGGUUGUGGUCACCUUCAAGCAUAUGGCCAAAAAGCAUGAGGAAUUACGAAUCCUGUUAGAAGAAGGAAAGCUUGAUAAUGGGGUGGUAGCUGACAGAUCCCCAGAGCACAUGAGAGUCAUUGAUAAUUGUACGAUUGAGGAUAAGCCUUCGCUAAACUGGGCUGUUGAAGAGAUUUUGGGUAAUCUGAGGGAGAGAAAAAUCAAAAGGAUCGGACUCUGGGGAAUGGUGGGAACUGGGAAAACUAUGGUGAUGCAGAAUCUGAAUAAUAAUAAAGAAGUAAAGAAAAUGCUUGAUAUCGUUAUUUGGGUAUCAGUGUCGAAGGCUUGGAGCAUUGAAAAGGUGCAAGAUGCAAUCACACAGUGUCUCAAGCUAAGAUUGGAGGGCGGAGCGAACGCAGUUGAGACAGCUCAACUUAUAUCAAAUGAGUUGGGAGGUAUGAGGUAUUUACUUCUCCUUGAUGAAGUUUGGGAUCCUUUUGAUUUCCAUGAGAUAGGUAUUCCCAACAAUGAUAAUGACAGCAAGGUGGUAUUUGCUAGUAGAUUCCGUGAUUUGUGCUAUGACAUGGAUGCUGACGAGCUUGUCAAUAUGAAGCAUUUAUCUAAUGCUGAUGCAUAUAAAAUGUUCGAAGAAAAAGUAGGUCGAAAUGUGAAAAAUCCAAGUAUUAUACCAGUAGCACAACUUGUGGUUAGAGAAUGUGCUGGUUUGCCAUUGCUAAUUGAUAAAGUGGCGAGGGUUUUUAGAAAGAAGGACAACAUUCACCUCUGGAGAGAUGGAUUGAAGAGUUUGCAGAGAUGGCCUAGUAUCAAAAUUCAAGGCAUGGAUGAAGUGCUCGAAUUCCUAAAGUUCUGCUAUGAGGAUUUAGAUGGGGAGGAUAAAAAAGUUUUCUUUCUUUAUGGAGCUUUGUUUCCUGAAGACCGUGACAUAUUUGUGGACUAUUUGAUGGAAUGUUGA
Messenger RNA from Eucalyptus grandis, 966 nucleotides. Its product is annotated as probable disease resistance protein At5g63020. Lineage: Eukaryota; Viridiplantae; Streptophyta; Magnoliopsida; Myrtales; Myrtaceae. Bases 1 to 966 code for a protein of 321 amino acids. The record is from RefSeq and is a predicted model, not a curated record. Gene Ontology annotation, molecular function: ADP binding. The transcript has a single exon.